CAUUUUACCAAAUCCUUAUUUUGUUUUGCAGCCAAGAGUCCCAGAGAUGUUCUGAAUCUGAAGGCUCGGCUAGCCAGGGAUGUGAGCUACUCCCAGUUCUACUCUGCAUUCCCCGUGUCCCAGUCUCUGCUGGAGCCCGUGUUUCUGCAGGUUGAGCUCCAGCAGCCUCAUGGCCAGACUGACCACCUUAUCCUGCAGGACUGCUGGGCCACACUGGCCCCUGAACUGGACUCCAGCCCUCAAUGGGACCUGGUCACUGACAGCUGCCUGGUCACUGGAGACUCGUACAGGACCCACUUCCACCCAGUGCCGGCCAGCACUCUCACCAGGAGCUCCCCCCAGCUCCAGAGGCUUGAGGUGCAGGCACAGCAGUCUAGCAAGGACUCUGCCUUCUGGAGACAGGUGUAUUUCCAUUGCAUGGCUGUGGUUUGUGAUCCCAACCUGGAGGAUACCUGCAAUAAGACUUGUGUGCCUGGAGCCCAGAGAUCUGCCCGUAGUGUGGAUCGAUACAGCCAGAUCAGAGGCUACGUUUCUGCCGGGCCGGUCCAAUUGGUAGCAGAAGGACAAGUCCUGGACCUUCAAACAGCAGGUGACUCCCCCUUGGUUCUGGCGCUGGGCGUGGCGUCCGCUCUCCUCGGAGUUCUGCUCGUCAUUCUUGUUGCUGUCGGAUUCAGGAGAUGUUAAACUUGCUGUCUACCCCAAUAAAGAUUUUUGCAUCUCGA
Acipenser ruthenus (sterlet) is the source of this 722-nucleotide messenger RNA. RefSeq names its product zona pellucida sperm-binding protein 1-like. The transcript is spliced from 6 exons. Lineage: Eukaryota; Metazoa; Chordata; Actinopteri; Acipenseriformes; Acipenseridae. The annotation marks the transcript as partial. The record is from RefSeq and is a predicted model, not a curated record.